Messenger RNA from Chanos chanos (milkfish), 1191 nucleotides. It is a transcript of the gene bsk146, whose product is annotated as brain specific kinase 146. Gene Ontology annotation, biological process: protein phosphorylation. The record is from RefSeq and is a predicted model, not a curated record. The coding region runs from base 13 to 1191 and encodes 392 amino acids. Lineage: Eukaryota; Metazoa; Chordata; Actinopteri; Gonorynchiformes; Chanidae. Gene Ontology annotation, molecular function: protein serine/threonine kinase activity; ATP binding. The transcript is spliced from 3 exons.
UCUUCUGGAAGAAUGAGCUCCUCUCCUGUCGUCUCCCGAUCCUCCACUGACAUUCUGGAGGACCUGCAGUUCUUUGCGGCUCAGAGCCUGGAGAAAAUUGAGGUCAACAGAUACUAUGAGGUCAUACGAGAACUGGGCAAGGGCACCUACGGGAAGGUGGAUUUGGUUAUUCAUAAGAUCAGAGGUACUAAGAUGGCUCUGAAGUUUCUGAAGAAGAAAACCACCAAACUGAAGAGUUUCUUGAGAGAGUACAGCAUCUCCUUGUACGUUUCCCCGUGCCCUUUCAUAAUCAACAUUUUCGGCAUUGCGUUCGAAACCGAUGAGUACUACGUCUUUGCACAGGAAUACGCCUUGGCAGGGGAUCUUUUUGACAUCAUUCCUCCACAGGUGGGACUUCCAGAGCCUGUGGCUAAACGUUGCAUCCAUCAGGUGGCUAUUGCGUUGGACUAUCUACACUGUAAGAAACUUGUGCACAGAGACAUCAAACCUGAGAACAUCUUGAUCUUUGACAAAGAGUGUCGCAAGGUGAAGCUGUCUGACUUUGGCAUGACCCGACGCGCGGGCUCUCCGGUGAAGCGCGUUAGCGGCACCAUCCCGUACACGGCUCCGGAGCUGUGCGAUACCUCCAAGAGCGAAGGGUUCUGCGUUGACUAUAGCACAGACGUUUGGGCUUUCGGGGUCUUGCUCUUCUGCAUGCUUACCGGUAACUUCCCCUGGGAGAAAGCAAUGCCCUCAGAUGCCUUCUAUGAGGAGUUUGUGCGUUGGCAGCGACGUCGGACAGGUUCGGUACCCUCGCAGUGGCGACGAUUCACGGACGAUGCGCUACGUUUGUUUCGAAAGUUACUGUCCCUGGAGGCGGAAUGCCGUUGUUCGGUGAAAGAGGUGUUUGCUCACUUUAGCCAGCGCUGGAUGCUGGAUGGUGAAGGAGGUGGAAACCACCAGGCCAUGCUUAACUCUUCGUCUGAGGACGAGGAGUUGCUGGUGGACCGAAUGAAACAACAGACGCUGUCGCCCGUCGUCUCUGCAGCCAAGGGCGGUCAGAUAGAGCCGGGAACGACUGCAGCCCAUUUCUUUACCUCAGUUUCAACCAACAGUUCCCUGUCACUGACCAACAGCUACGAGCGCGUGUCCAGAGACAGCACACCCAGCGGACGGAUCCUGGUGGCAACCCCCAUCGAAAUUUGCGUGUAG